UCAUUUUACACAAUGCGAAAAUAGCUAAUGUAGCUACAAUUGCUACAUAAUAAUUUUCUUUUUCACAAAAUUUUUGUAAAAUUACGGAAAAGUUUUGAGUUUGUGCUAGAUACAAUAUUGUAAACAAGUGCGGGCACGAUGUCUGUGCAUUAUAAAUUCAAAAGCACUCUCGAUUAUGACACCAUAACUUUUGAUGGGCUGCAUAUAUCGGUGGCGGACCUGAAAAAAGCCAUUCUGCAACAGAAGCGUCUAAGUAAAAUUACUGAUUUUGAUUUGCAAAUUAUUAAUGCCCAAACUAAGGAAGAAUAUCAACAUGAAUCAAGUUUGAUACCUAAAAAUACCUCAUUGAUAAUAUCGCGUGUGCCGGUGGCCAACCAAGUAAAAAAAUCAUGGGAUCCAGCGAUUAGGCCAGUACAGCCAAGAAUACCAUCUAAAGUGGAAUCAGCAGACUUCGAUUUAUCGAAAAUGGAAGGUAGCGAGGAGGAUAAAAUUCAGGCUAUGAUGUUACAAAGUACUGCUGAAUAUGAUCCCAAAAGCUACCAGAAAAUUAGAGGCUACUCGCAAACUGGUGAGGUUCCCUCCACUUAUCGGUGUAACAAGUGCAAAAAAGGAGGCCAUUGGAUUAAAAAUUGUCCCUACAUUAUUAGUAAGGAACAUACCGUGGAAAAGAGGACGACAGGAAUUCCCAAAUCUUUCAGGGACAAGGAUGAUAGGGCAUUGAUGAUUGAAAGUCAAGAAGCUGUUGUGGAAGAGGAUAAGAAACAGGAAAUACCCGAAGACCUAAUAUGUAGCAUUUGCAACGAUUUGUUUGUAGAUGCCGUAAUGAUACCAUGUUGUGGGAGUUCAUUUUGUGAUGACUGUGUACGCACAGCAUUACUCGAAUCUGAAGAUAAUGAAUGUCCGGAUUGCAAAGAAAACGGUAGUUCACCUGGUUCGCUGAUACCGAAUAGAUUUUUAAGAAAUUCUGUUAAUGCUUUCAAAAAUCGCACCGGCUACAAAGCCAGUGGUCAGGCGAAAAAAGAACUAAAUCAUCAGUCAAAGGAAGCGUUAGAGACAAAACAAACUGAGAAUGUCAAUGAUAAGGAGUCUGAUAAUGAGUUGUCGACUACAAAAUUAGUAGAACCAGAGGCCGAAGCAGAAGAGAAAGUCUGUAUUGAAUCUGAGAUCAAAGAAAAAGAAGAUAUCGAUAUGAAAAUAUUACCAACACCAGCACCAGCACAACCAGUGGAAGAACCUACUAUCGAUGAUUCAAUUAUUGAAAAUGUUGAAUUAAAACAUAAAACAGCAAAUGUUAUUAACAGUCCGACUCACGAAGAUUCGGAUUAUGAAGACAAUAUUGUUGUUAAAGUUCCAUCAGCAUCGGAUACUCGUACAGAAAAAUAUCUAAGCCGACGUCAUGCUUCACAUCCCAAACCUCCGGGUAUUGAGCAAAGUUCUCCGAAAACUAAUCAUCAGGUAUCUCCCUAUCAACAGGAAAGUAAUUCUCAUAGAUCCAAUGAGACCUCUAGCCAUUCUGCUAAAGAAUGGGAACAUUCGUCUCGUGAGAAAAUUCGUGAACACCACGAAAAUGCCAAAAAUGAACAUUACAUGUAUGAAAAGAGCAGAAACAUGCCGUCAUCGUCUAAAUCAAUAGAUAACGUGCAACCGCCCGGGUCUAAUCCGGUUCCAGUUCCUUUAUACCCUUCUCACCAAUCAUAUGAUAUGCAACAACAACGACCAAUAAGGCCCAUGAAUAUGCAUCCAGGAUUUCACAGCCACAUGCAUCGACCGCCUUUAUAUCCUCAUCCAAAUAUGCCUCCGCAUCAUCCAUCACAUCAAAUGCGUUUGCCUAUGCCGCCUAUAAACUCAUACGACCCAUCUUAUAAUCCAAUUGGCAAUGUGGCACCAGGAUAUCAACGUUUUCCCUCAGCUAUGCCGAAUCGCUUUAACUAUCCGAUAAGAGAGGCCGACGCCACAAAUCAAAUGCGUCCAUUUAAUAACAUUGCGUCUGUUUAUGAAGAAGUGGCCGCCAAAGUUGGAGUUGGGAUAAUUGAUGAUCCAUUGGAAGCAUUUAACCGCAUUAUGAAGGAGAAAGAAAAAAAGAAAGAUGAACGUCGUUCUCCCGACCGUCGCAGAAGAUCAAAAGAACGUCAUGUAAGAGGUAAUUUUCGAACAUCUCCCUAUAACAAUCGCACAAAAGAUCAUGGCUAUCACGAUAAACGAGGCCGUUCGCGUGAUCGAGAUAAUGAUCGCAGGUGGCCUCGCUAUGGCAAACCCAUUGAUAAGGAUAGAGAGCGAGAAAGGGAAAGAGACAGAGAUAGAGAAAGGGAGCGAGAUCGAGAGCGUGAAAAGGAUCAAGGCUACAGAACUAGACGUUCAAAAUCUUUAGAUAGAAGUUCAAGAUCUAGAUCUCAUUCUCCUCCCAUCAAAAGGUAUAGAUCACCACAAAACAUUAAAGCACAUAGUGGUCACGAAAAACAUCUGCACCACUACCACCAACGUUUUAGAUUGGAUGAACAACAAGAGGAUGGAUUUGAAAGGCAAAAAAGAGAUUCUGGUAGAUUAUUAUCAAACCCAUCAAAGUCUUUGGAUCCUAGAGGUGGAAGUAGACAACACAUGGAGCACGAAGACAAGAAUAUGGAACUACGGAGGCCCUAUAAUAUAAAUGAUGAAAACUCGGAACCGCCACCACCAGGUUUUGAAAUACAAUCAUCACGUAAUCCAUUCCAUAGCAAUAAUACUUCACCUCCGGCUGCUAUCAGAGAAAGAGAUCGGCCGCUGCGUAACAACACUCCAGAUCUAUACGAAAAAUGUGUCUCUCAAGAUAUGGAAGAAAACAAAUUAUAUAAUAUUGGUGGGAAAACUGAUCAGAGAUCGCGAAGCAGAUCCCACACGCGGUCAAGAUCCCGUUCGCGAUCGAGUUUAAGAUUAAGUGAAAAACGCCGAAAGGUUCAUAGAAGUACGACGCCAAAAGGAAAGCCAAGCGACGGACACACCAAACGGGACAAAGAUAAUGCAAUGACUAAUAGAAGUCACUCGCACGGUAAACGCAAAAGCGAAGAGCGACAUAGUAAAAAGGACAAGGAGCUAAACGACCGCGAGUCAAAGCGACGCAGUAUGACACCACCCAGACAAAAAGAUAUGUUAAGUGACCAACAUCAAACUUCUUCUGAAACCGACCACAAAGAUAAGUCAGAAAGCAAAAAAUCGGACAAAAAACUUAAGGAUCGAAAGAAAAAACGAAGAGAGAAGAGCGAACGUAAAAAGGUUAAGAAAGAAAAGAAAUCUAAAAAGGAACGUCACAGGCUCAAGUCGGAAGAAAAAGAAUAUACAAACAAAGAGGAAGAAAAUGACGAACUUAAUACAAGCACCAACAGUGUUGAAAAUGAAAUUGAGCAGGAAAAUAAAUUAGAGAAGGAAUUUAACAAAGAAAACAAACACGACUUGGAAGACGAGGGUGAAUAUCACAGCAUGGAAAAGGAUUUAGCCACUAAUUCUACACCAAAAACUGAACAAAACGGUUCCAUGGCACAUCCUAGCACUCCUAAGAACCAGCAGCCGACUACGGAAUACGAAGAGAAAACUCCAACGUCGUCGGAAAUAAAGUGUUUCGAUGCUGUUCUGGAUAUUCACGAGUACGAAACAGAUUUCGAUGACAACAGUUUUAAGCUACAGGAAAGCACUAAUAAACUCGUACCCGAAGCAUCUAAAUGGGAAUUGGAUGACCAGGUUAGCGCAGCAAACCAAUUUGUUGAAGCCAACACAGUCAGUGCUCAUGUACAGAACCACACAGACAAUAAAGUGACAAAUGACGUUAUUGUAAGAGCCGAAAAAGCCAUUUUUGCUCGAGCAAUUAACGCCAUUCGACCUCUAGAAGUCCGUAAAAAAUCUGUAUCAAAAGAAAGAUCCUCUAAAAGCUACAGUGACGAACAUGAAAGCAUUCGAAAUAUACAAAUAACAUUGCCUGUAAAUAUCAACAAAGAUCGUUCGAUCGAGGUGAAAAGUGAGAACAAUGAAAAAAAGAAAUCAAUCAAGGAUCGAUUAGGCAGUAAGGUCAGUAAUCAACCCAUUUAUUCGCAGCUUUCAGAUACUCGACGUGAUCCAGAUCAUACCUACAAAUCUAGUUUCGCCAACGCCGAUCGAGAUCCAGAUAGUGAUCGUCGAAAAAAAUUCGGUGCGGAUAAUAAAGUCAGCAGCAAGAAAAGCGAAAUCGACAAAAAUUAUCGUGAACGCCACGGACGAGAUAGGGACCGUGAAAGAAGCCAUGAUAAGGAAAAACCAAGAGGGAAAGAUAGAGAAAAAGACAGAGAACGGGAAAAAGAUAAGGAUAAGGACAGGGAGCGUGGCAAAGAUAAAGAACGCGUGCGACAUCGUGAUAAAGAUAACGUAGACAAGGAUAGAGAUCAUGAUAAAGAUAAAAAUAGAGAGCGUAUUCGAGACCGUCAUGCUCAUGAACCCGAUAGCGACCGCACCAGACUUCAUAGCAAAAGUAGGGAUCACAAAACUUCGAAAACUGACAAGGCACAUCUUAGCUCUGAGCGGGAGCAUCGCGAAUAUGACAAUACUUCACGCAAACGUCAUCAAUCAAAUUCCCCCGCUGUUGUCCAAAGGAAACGAAGUCCUUCCUCCUCAAACUCUGAAUCCGAUGACGAAGAUCGCAAGCGGAAACAUACAAAAGGUGACAAGAAAUCACGUAAACGCUCAGAGUCUCCGGACAGCGACAGUGGCAAAAAGUCAAGCAAAAAGAAAAAUAAAUCGGAUAAGAAAAAGAAAAAGAAGAGCAAGAAAUAAAAGGAGUAGUAAUGUAUCAAUUAAAUGUAAAGAAACAACAACAAACAAAAAAUGCAAAAAUAAACAUAAACAUGUUUUUUUUUAAACAAGAACAAGAACAACACACACAUCCAUAUACUUACACAUAAAUGCUCAUAUUCAGCAUUUACAUUUAAAAACACAUACAAAUGAAAUUUAUAAAGUACAUAAUAUAUACAUACAGUGAUGGACUUAAGUAUAGGCACAAGAGGCAUUUUAAAAGAAACUGCUGUUUUAUUUUUAUAAGAAGACACGAAAUAUUUAUUUUAUGAUUAAAUUAUAGGUGUAGAGGUUAUACAUUAAAAUAAUAAGCAUGAAAAUUAAAUACAUUUUCUUUGCAAAAAACGUUAUUAAGAAAAACAUAAAAAAAAUUCAUUACUUUAAUGGACAAAAGUAUAGGCACAACUAUUUUUACAAUAACAAAAACGUUAAUUAAUAUUUAGUUGGCAGUCCUUUUUGCUUAAUAACGGCCUUAAGUCUAUUUGGCAUGGAGUGGACUAACUUUUUGGUUAUAUUUUCGCCUAUAUUAUGCCAUUCUUCCAUUAAAACUGUUUUAAGCUCAGUCUUAUUUGAAAUUGGGCGUUUUCGGAUUCGUCGCUCCAACUCCUCCCACAAAUGUUCAAUGGGGUUUAGGUCUGGGGACUGCGGGGGGUGUGGUAAGACAUGAGCCGUAUUAUAGGCAAGCCACAUCUUUACGUCAUGUGCUGUGUGCUUCGGGUCGUUGUCUUGCUGGAAUGUAAAUGACUCAGGUAGGUUUAGUUUUUCUGCGCUUUUUUUGACAUUCUCCUUCAGAAUGUUAAGGUAAACUGUCUUAUCCAUUAUCUGGUCAAUAAAUACGAGCUCUCCCACACCCGCAGAAGACAUACAACCCCAUACCAAAACACUUCCGCCACCAUACUUUACUGUUGGUAGAAGAUUUUUGCCUUCAUAUGCAGUGUUACGCUUUCGCCAGACCCUAGCGUGUCCAUCAGGCCGGAAAAUAUUAAAUUUACUUUCAUCUGUGAAGAGUACCUGAUCCCAGAAAUCGCAUUGCUUAUUUUCAAACUGUUUGGCAUAUUCCACUCUCUUUUUUUGAUUAAUAGUAGAUGUUAAGGGUUUGCGUCUAGCCACACGUGAGUUAUACCCAGCUUCAUGCAACGUUCUCCGAACAGUUUUGGAGUGUACAUCUUUGCCAAAAUCUUGGUUAAUCUCUGCGGCAACCUGGGAAGAUGUUAUUUUUGGAUCAGCUCUUACUUUUCGUACGAUUUGAGCACGUUCUCUCUCAGUUAAUUUUCGAGGACGACCACAUCGGCUUGCAUUUUCAAAGUUUGUUUUGCCUUUGAACCUAUUUACAAUAGUCCGUAUGGUAAAACGACUGCGAUUCAUUAAUUCCCCGAUUUCAGCAAACGAUUUUCCUUGGUUAUGCAAAUGUAAAAUUACUUUGCGCUGAGAUUCAGUAGUUUCACACUGUUUAGGGCUCAUUUUAAAAAGAUAACAAACAAAUUAAGUAUUUUGCAAACUUUUUGAAACUUCUCACUUAUUUAAAUGACUGAAAAAUAAUAACGGAACAUAACAGCAUGUGUCAAAUGUAAAAUUGUUGCCAUAUUAUUAAAAUUUAAAUAACUGGAUAAAUGCAUACAAAAGUGUGCCUAUACUUUUGUCCAUCGUAUUUUAGAACUUUUUGUACAUUUUAUCUGCUAACGGACUAACUCAUCUUUCUACAUGAAUAAAACAGCUAGUAUCUUAAAACAUACAUCAACCUUUAAUAGAUUAAUAGUAGUUUUAAUAAAAAAAAUAUUCUUUUUGCUUUUAAUGCAAUCUUUAAAUACAAGAUGUUUGUUGUGCCUAUACUUAAGUCCAUCACUGUAUAUAAUUAAAUAAAUAUAUAUUUAAAUUACCUAUUAAGGAAAUUUAAUUUUCUUUUUAAUAAAACCCAACUAAUGAGAAAAA
This is a messenger RNA of Calliphora vicina (urban bluebottle blowfly), 6717 nucleotides long. RefSeq names its product something that sticks like glue (gene snama). Lineage: Eukaryota; Metazoa; Arthropoda; Insecta; Diptera; Calliphoridae. Bases 139 to 4770 code for a protein of 1543 amino acids. Gene Ontology annotation, cellular component: nucleus. Gene Ontology annotation, molecular function: zinc ion binding; nucleic acid binding; ubiquitin protein ligase activity. Gene Ontology annotation, biological process: protein ubiquitination; ubiquitin-dependent protein catabolic process. The record is from RefSeq and is a predicted model, not a curated record. The transcript has 13 exons.